AUGCCCGGAAUCAUCGAGAAGACCAAGGACGCCGUCGAGAAUGCCGCCGAGGCAGUGAAGGACAAGGUGGCCGACUGGACGGGAAUGUCCCACGAGGAACGGGCCAAGGAUUCGGCCAAGAGCGCCUGGGAGGAUGUCAAGGACAAGGCUCAUGACAAGAAGGAGGACGUGAAGGACUGGGCCCACGACAAGACCCGCGAGGCUGACCGCAAAAUGGACAAAUAC
Messenger RNA from Mesorhabditis spiculigera, 225 nucleotides. Lineage: Eukaryota; Metazoa; Nematoda; Chromadorea; Rhabditida; Rhabditidae. The record is from the annotation of a GenBank genome assembly.